Messenger RNA from Pipistrellus kuhlii (Kuhl's pipistrelle), 1491 nucleotides. RefSeq names its product solute carrier family 25 member 18 (gene SLC25A18). The transcript is spliced from 9 exons. Gene Ontology annotation, molecular function: L-glutamate transmembrane transporter activity; L-aspartate transmembrane transporter activity. Bases 467 to 1273 code for a protein of 268 amino acids. NCBI's taxonomy places the organism in Eukaryota, Metazoa, Chordata, Mammalia, Chiroptera, Vespertilionidae. Gene Ontology annotation, biological process: aspartate transmembrane transport; malate-aspartate shuttle; L-glutamate transmembrane transport. The record is from RefSeq and is a predicted model, not a curated record.
CCACCCCCUCAGGCUACACACACACUCCCUUGAGCAAAUCUCAGCCAGAAUUUUUGUUCCAGUCAUACCAACAACCAAGUCAACAGCCACCUGGAGAGACAGGGCUGACUUCAGCUCUUCUGGGGGUUUCAUUCAAAACCCAACCUGUUUGAAGGUGAAAGGGCUGUGGGUGUGAAGAGGCAGGGCCACAAACAAAAUAAGGAUUCAGCAGUAAUCUGGCCUAUAUCUUGGCAUCCAGAAAAGUCAGAAGGUUCUUACUGAAAACAGAGGAGCGGCUGAACCCGAGGAACUUGUGACUUGCUGGAACGGUGGCUCCAGCACUCUCCACCAACACCCCACUUUGCCAAGGUGAGUUAGAGUCAAGGAUCCGGACACCACUUCUUCCACAUCAGCCAACCAUCUGCCCUGAGGAGUGAACAAGCAGCCUCUGUUCCAGGACCCACCAGAGUCUUCAGCCCCCUGAAGAAUGUCCAAGCAGGAUUUGAGUGUCACAGCAAAGGUCAUCAAUGGAGGCAUAGCAGGGUUCCUGGGGGUGACCUGUGUGUUCCCCAUUGACUUGGCCAAGACUCGACUUCAGAACCAGCAUGGAAAAGAUAUCUACAAAGGAAUGAUAGAUUGCCUGAUGAAGACGGCGAGGGUAGAGGGCUUUCUGGGCAUGUACCGAGGAGCUGCAGUGAACCUCACCUUGGUCACUCCAGAGAAGGCCAUUAAGUUGGCAGCCAAUGACUUUUUCCGACAGUUGCUCAUGGAAGAUGGGAUGCAGCGGAAUCUGAAAAUGGAGAUGCUAGCUGGAUGUGGAGCUGGAAUGUGCCAGGUGGUGGUUACCUGUCCCAUGGAAAUGCUCAAGAUUCAGCUGCAGGAUGCUGGGCGCUUGGCAGUGCAUCAUCAUGGUUCGGCCUCAGCACCUUCCUCUAGGUCCUAUACCAUUGGAUCAGCUUCCACACAUAAGCAUCCAUCUGCCACCAUCAUUGCCUGGGAGCUGCUUCGAACCCAGGGCCUGGGUGGUCUCUAUAAAGGUUUGGGUGCCACUCUCCUCAGAGAUAUUCCCUUCUCCAUCAUCUACUUCCCUCUGUUUGCCAACCUCAACAACCUUGGUUUCAACGAACUUACUGGGAAAGCUUCCUUUGUUCAUUCCUUUAUGUCAGGCUGUGUUGCAGGUUCCAUAGCGGCUGUCAUAGUAACACCUCUGGAUGUUUUGAAAACUCGAAUCCAAACUCUCAAGAAAGGUCUGGUUGAGGACAACUACAGUGGGAUCACUGACUGUGCCAGGUGAGAGCCCUGUAUUCCUUUACAGAUGUGGCUGGGACAGUUCCCUGUGUUGGUGUGCACCUAGACUCAAACUACAGAACAGUUUUAUCACUAUACAUUGAAGUCUGUAUUUCUUUGAAUUCUGUUGCUUUCCUUUACCUCAACAAAAGCAGGCUGUACUUGGAGCUUUUUUCUUUGCAUCCCUACAGUAUCUUUCUCCCAGAAGUCUAGCAAGUUGAGCCA